GCAACCUUACCCCAACACUCAUUCGCAAAGAGUCGCUGUUUAACUGUAUUGGAAAAUCUUGAAUGUAUACUAAAUACAGUUCCCUGUAAUUGGUUUCGUUUUGCAACGUACAUUAAAGGUGGAAUACCACACGAGAAAUAAACAACACUCCACCUCUCGCUUAGACCUCGCACCAGUCUAUUCUCAUUUCGAAACUGGUGUCCCUCCAACUGCAACGAUCAGAAGCUUCCUCGGUAAAUCGAAACCGAAAGUGUCUGAACCGCGCCUGAACCGAGAAUGCACAAUGUAUCUGGAAAUGUUCCUGUUGCAUUUUUGUAUCUUUGCUGCUGGAAUCGUGCAGGCACAGAAUGGCCAAAGGAUUCCAGGCAGAAAGUUGGACUGCGUGUUUGUGGAACAAAAACAAAAUGAAGGGGCUGAUAUGUUUGGGCCAAAGACCAUCAAGAGGAAGGCGAACCUACUAUUUGGUGAUAUCAUUACGAAUGAGGAGGCCAUUAUUUUUAAAGUUCAAGAAUCUUCAUUAGAUAUUUUCCAAUAUGCGGACGAGAAACUGGACACAGUGGGAUGUGAAAUUAGUCGGUAUUCUACUCAUGGCAUCCAUGAGCCCUGGCCACACCAGGGUAAGGAGACCAUUGAGGACGUAUGGUUCACAGUGACUUUAAGACAUUCACCUAGCAGAUUCACUGUAACCAGCUUCAUGAGGAAGAUAGAAGAGCCCGAUAGCCAGAAGGUUAAGAAAAGUGAAGCAAAACCUGAUGAUGAAGAUUUAGUCAUCGCUGACACUGACACUCUGUUUGUUCAAGUGGCCUAUAUUGUGCACACCAGGACCCCAUUGAUCAGAACCAAAUUGAAGCAAGACCUUGUUCUGGACUGUGGCUACAAGAUUGAUCACAGCACCGACUUUAACAUUGACUGGCGAUAUCAGCACAAAGGGAAUAAGAAGAAAUUGUUCGCCUACAAUGGGCGACAUCAGCGGGUUGAAUACAUUGAGAAAGGAGUUGAAUUAUUCAUGGACCAGAUCAAGCAGGGAAAUGCUUCACUCCUCCUAAGAAACAUUGGCAUUAAAGAUGAGGGAUCCUAUCUUUGCUCUGUAUAUGUGCCUCCACUCUUUGGAACUCACACCAUCGAGGUGGAGAUUAUGGAGUCGCCCAUUGUCUCAGUGUACCCCAAUUCGGUUUCCCUUAUAGAAGGGGAUGAACAAAAGCUGGUCUGUGACGCAGGGCGGUAUUAUCCACUUGAUGUAGAGGUGAAGUGGCUGCGGCAGAAGGGUGAGAGGCACAUGCUGCCCGUUUACAUGACCAAUGUCAUCUUCUCACCCCACAAGCGGAACAUGGAUGGCACCUACAACGUGACCAGUUUUUUCCGGUUCACAGCGUCCCUCAAGGACAACGGUGUUACGUAUACAUGUCGAGUUGAGCAUGCCAGUGUAGACAAACCAAUCAAACGCUACAUCCAAGUGAGUGUAGAAGCACAAUCUCGGACACUUCAGUUUCUCUUACUAUCAAUUGUGAUCAUCUUUAUCUGUGCUGUUGUGAUCAUGCUGCUGAUUUACUUGAAAAAAGUUGCAGAAAAAAACAAGAAGAAGCCAUACUGAGCACUGUAAAUGAGGAUUCAAUAAGCUGCGAUAUUCCAACUUGGUCCAUCAAGCCACAACAUGACCCUGAAGGAUGCUAUUUGUCUUCAAGGACUGGUUAUGACGAUAGUCACCAGCGAGAGUAUUCACAGUUUGAAACUGAAAGUUGAGCAUUAUGGAAAGGUGACUUUAUCGAGAUGGUAAAACCUUUCAGAUAAUAUGUCCCUACCUGCUGAUAUGGUUAAGACAUUUCUUUUGCUCAGUCUGUCCACAUUGUCUUGAAUGUUAGCAUUAACCCAAUUUUUUUAUAGCCUGUUUUUUUAAAAUAAAACCUUUCAUCUCUUUAUGUUCACAUUCUUUUUCCAAAGAAGGAGAGAUGAGGAGGGCAGAUAUAUUGUGUGUGGAGGUGGUGGAUAUUAAAUAGGCAUUCGGGAGCUCCUAUAAAUAGCGAAAGCCUGAAACUACUGUUGUUGGGUUAGGGGAUGGGUGCUUGUAAUGCAUUACUCUGCAAAUAACAUGUGCAAAGACUUGAUGCCAGUCCUCUCCAUCACUAUGCCCAAGCGGAGCUGGCAAAAAGCAAUUCCCAGUGAAUUUAUCUUCUCCCUCUCCACCAUUGGCUCCAUAGCUGAUUCCCAGUCUAAAGAGCACUGUGAGAGUAUUGUCACCACCGGAGGAUUUCACUGAUUCAGGGAGAGAGGCAUACCAUCACCAACUCAGGGCAAUCAGCAACAGGCAGUAAAUACAGCCUUGCCAGUGUCACCGCAUCCUGAGAACUGAAAUAAAUACCGGGAAAACUUACAACCACCACCUCUAUCUCCCAACAUUUGAUUGCCACCUCCUUUGUUUUGACAACUGAGUUCCAGCAAUCUAUUGGUUUUAUUGGCUGGUUGCGGGAGUCUUGAAUCGACCAGGGCUCCUAGCUCUCAUUCAUUUUCUUCUUAAGCUAUUUUAGGGUCUUCCAUGGUCCUGGGUAUGUUGCUCCUUUUUCCUUGCUGUGUGUGCUAGUCUGCAUUACUCCUCAUGGCCAACUGCUCUGGCUAUUUGCACAUUUUGCCCACCCCAUAGUGCCAUUUCCGAACUGGCCUGGUAAAACUCCAUUGUCUGCCCGGUUCGGUUUGAUAUCCUCUGCAGAUCUGACCACUUUGCACCAAGAUCCUGAACCCAGGUCACCCACUUAAGCUGUUUCACAGUCCUACGUUGAAAUGUGCCUCAGAUCUGGAGAUAGGGAAUC
Messenger RNA from Chiloscyllium plagiosum (whitespotted bambooshark), 2801 nucleotides. RefSeq names its product tapasin-related protein. The record is from RefSeq and is a predicted model, not a curated record. Lineage: Eukaryota; Metazoa; Chordata; Chondrichthyes; Orectolobiformes; Hemiscylliidae.